Messenger RNA from Chironomus riparius, 2909 nucleotides. NCBI's taxonomy places the organism in Eukaryota, Metazoa, Arthropoda, Insecta, Diptera, Chironomidae. The record is from the annotation of a GenBank genome assembly.
AUGAAGAAAAAAGUCAGUAUAAAAUGUGAUGAUGAUGAUGAAAAGUCAAAUGGAAGUGACACAGAAUGUAAAAAGUGUGAUGAAUUUGCGAAAAUGGAGCAAAAUAGGCCAUUGGAACUCGAAUGGAUUUUUGGAUUCUCACCCAACGUUCCCAUUCAGAACUUGACCGUCAACGACAGUGAUAUGGGAAAAAGUUUCGUCUCCGUUUCUGCACAAGUAUUUCAAAUUUAUCAUUGCGAUAGCAACAAAACGAUGUGCUUUGUGGGUCAUGAAAACAAAAUUAUUGCCAUAGACACCGACUCAACAGGUCGAUUUAUUGUGUCAGCAGAUGAAGGUGGUGUGGUAAAUGUUUGGGAUAUAAAAAUUGCAAGUGAAUUUUCACAUCCCAUCCGAACUAUUUACGACCCAUAUCAUCAACAACAACAACAUCAUGAAAGAAAAUUGUGUAAAGUUUCUCUGAGUCCUGAUGGUAAGAACAUUAUCACUGCAUCUGAUGGAAAUAGAAGUAUGAUAAAAUUAUGGCAAUGGUCAUAUGGUGCUACAAGUGAUACUGACAAAGCUAAUGAUUCGUUUGAGCUUCCUGAAAAGUAUGAGCAAGUUGAGAAUGUAAGAUUCAAUGGAUGCAUCAAAAAUGGAAUGUCAAAUAUUUUCGUCAUAACUUGCAGAAAUGGAAUUAUUUUUGGUCAAUGGGAUCCAAAACAGAUGAAGCUCUUACGACAUUUACCAGCAAGAUCUAUUUCCAUAACAUUUACUUUUGUCGAUACUAUUUUCAUCGAGAAUACAAAUCGAGCCAUUUCAAUUACGAAAUGCGGAAGCGCCAUUGUAUGGAGUAAUUCUAUAGUCAUGGAAAUAGAAUCAUUUGACAUGCAUCGCAAAUGUGGAAUAGAAUCUUACAAAAGAGAGUUUAUUAAAAGCAUAAAGUUAUGCGAGACUCCAUUAACUGUAAUUAAAUCUGUUGACGAUUGUGUAGUGAUUGCUGAUGCGAAUGGAAAGAUACGAUUUUAUGAUAAAGAAUUGAAAAUAAUAUUCUGGUGUCCAUCUCAUGACUUUAUUGAUACAGUCAUUACAAUAUCAUUCGAUAAGUCAUCAUUAAAGAGAAGUGCUGACGAUGAUACGCAAAACCAACACAAAGUUCGAGAUUUUCUAAUUCAAACUCAAAAUGAAAUUUAUGCUGUAAACUUUACGAAAAUGAAGUUUACAAAAGUAUUUUUCAAGUCCGACGACUACAUCACAGCGAUGGAUGUUUUUCCACUCAAUAAGAAAUUGAUUUGUUGUGCCAAUUAUUCCGGCAGAAUUGUACUUUAUGACUACGAUAAAAAAGUGCAAAUAAUUGAGAACCAAUUGAAGUUGCGUAAACGAAAAAGUUCCAUGUCCGAUAUGGAUGUAAUUGAAAUUCCACACAUUUCGACUUUAGCAUAUUCACGUAACGGACAUCAUUUAAUGUGCGGUCUCGAAAAUGGUACUGUUUUAUGUUUAGAUCCUGAUGUACUGCAUGAGAUGAGAUCAUUCAAUGUUAUGCAAAGUGAAAUAGCACAGAUAAAAUUUUCACCGGAUUCCUUCUUUGUUGCCAUUUAUGAUGUUAAGGGCAAUAUGAUUGUUAUGUAUCAUGACAAAGCAACGGAAGAAGAGUGGCUCAUUGUUGGAGGAAAAAUUCAUUAUCAUACACAGCCAAUAUGCGAUAUACUUUAUAUUCCACAAUCUACAACAAAAAAAGCAGCAACAACAACAUCAUCAUCAUCAUCAUCUUGUUUUCAUCAACAUAGCAUUCAGACAGUUCCUAGAUUGAUUUCUUUGGCUCAGGAUCGUCAAAUUGUGGAAUAUGAUUUAUUGGAAUCAAUGAAGGAAAAUUCCCGCAACUUAGUCAUUACAUUUACUAAGAGAAUUUAUCAAACAGCAAUACCUACGUCAAUGACCUUAAUUUACAAUAGUAGGAAGCAUGAAGAUCAAAUUCUUAUCGCAGACACCCAAAUGAAAUUUAGAAUCUUUGAUAAAAAUACAUUUGAGAUUCUAGCGACAUUCAUGGGACCGAUUUAUGAUUCAUACGUGAAGCAAUUUGAUGCGAAUACAUCGUACGGUCUUACAGACUAUUCAAAAUUCUUCAUAUUUACAACAAAUAAGAAUCUUUGCCUAUAUGCAAUGCCAAUGGAUGGGAAUCCGUACAGAAGUUUAGGUGUCAUCGGUCAUGCUGACGGAAUAAGAGCAAUUAAAGCUGAUUCAACUCGACAUAUUCUAUUUACAAUUGGACAUAAAUGUCAAUCGCUAUUCAUGUGGCACAUUAAUUUUCAAACCCUUUUUGAUCAUGUUGACGAAGGUGGGAGUGGAUUGAAGCCAUACUGUGAUUUACUACCCGGAGGAAAAUAUGGAAAUUUCUUUCAAGAUAUGCAAGAUUUAUAUUAUUAUAUUCUCAUGUUAACCAAUGGAGACUCGCUCGAUGAUCGAAUUGUUAAGGACGGACUGGAUAUUAAUGAAAUCGGAGAUUAUUUUCGUGGUUUGGGUUACUAUCCAUCAGAUUAUGAAAUUGAAUGUAUUAAUCACGAAUUGCAUUUAAAUGGAAAGAGAAAAAUUGGAUUUGAGGAAUUGAUGAAGCUUUUUAUCAAUCAUGCACCAAUCAUGACGAAUCGAUUUAUAAAUCAAAAUUUAAUGGAAGUGGAAAAGGCAUUGAGGGAAUUUUGUAAUUGCUCAUAUGAUAUUCCAUCAGAGGAUGUUCUGAUAACGAAAGCAAAUCUCAUCCAAAUCCUUACCGAAACAGCUGAAAAAGUCGAUUUGAAGGAUGCUCAUCUAUAUGUCGAGAAACUGUUCCAAGGACUCGAUAAAAUGACGGAUGAAAUUUCUUUGUGGGAUUUUCUCAAAAAUUCAUUCAUUAAUAGUCAAUGAAAAUAUUCAAUAAAUUGCUAAGCAUUUAAAUGAGA